Molecule: messenger RNA, 4630 nt
Organism: Lagenorhynchus albirostris (white-beaked dolphin)
Lineage: Eukaryota; Metazoa; Chordata; Mammalia; Artiodactyla; Delphinidae
Gene: GNG12
Product: G protein subunit gamma 12
Exons: 4
Coding region: 521-739 (72 amino acids)
Biological process (GO): G protein-coupled receptor signaling pathway
Cellular component (GO): heterotrimeric G-protein complex
Molecular function (GO): G-protein beta-subunit binding
Source: RefSeq, a predicted model, not a curated record
CGCGAAGGAAACUUCUCAGGAGUCAGAGCGACCCGGUGGAGGGCUGUGAAGUGGGGCGGCCCGAGAAUCCUUGAACUUCAAGGCUACGGGGAAGUCGGGGAAGGGAAACUGGGGGUGUCCAAGGCAGCCAGCCGUUUGCAAGACUUCAACGCUCCCAACUCUUCCCCUCUGCCGGCCCAGACCUGACGCGGGUUCGGCGGCCGAACCAGGGAACAGCCAGGGCGUCUGGGCAGGAGGGAGGAGGGCCGGGCCUGGAGGAAGGAGUCCGAGGCUGCCGCCGCCCCGCCCGUCGGGCUGUCCGCCCCGCCUACCCGAGCGAGGCGGAGCCGGCGCCCGCCCGGAGGAGCAGCAGGAGGAGAGGUCGGAGUCGUCUCCAGGAGCCCUUAGAGACAGAGUCCCCGGCAGCGGCGGUGACGGCAGGGGCAGCGCACCGGCAGGCGAAUUUAUUCCAUCACCUAAAAACCUGGUAACGGUGGGCCACACAGAGUCUUACUGAUUUCAGGUGAAACCGUAACUGAAGAUGUCGACCAAGACAGCCAGCACCAACAACAUCGCCCAGGCAAGAAGGACUGUGCAGCAGUUGAGAAUGGAAGCCUCCAUCGAAAGAAUAAAGGUUUCAAAGGCAUCAGCGGACCUCAUGUCCUACUGCGAGGAACAUGCGAGGAAUGACCCUCUGCUGAUGGGGAUACCAACUUCAGAAAACCCUUUCAAGGAUAAAAAGACCUGCAUCAUCUUAUAGAGGAGUAGUGAAGUGGUUCCUCCCCUCUUCUCAACAAAGCAAACGAUGAGCAGCUCCUUGAAAAGAUUUACCUUCGGCUUAUUUGGUAACCACUGCUAAUAACUAAAAUGCUCUUAAGUAACUUGGAAUCAUGGACUCUGAAGUCUUUGUUUUCCAAGCUGUCCUCUCUCUAAAAUGCCCUUUAAUGAAUUAAUAGAGAAUAACAAUCUUGUUUUCCAUUCGUUAACUCUGGUGUCAUAUUGGGUUACUGCUGAAGGAAAGUUGGUCUGGCCUUUUAAAAAAACAAAUAUGUGAAUGAUCCAGUUAAGACCUAAAUUACCUAAGGACUCGUCUCGAUUAAAAUGCCAAGAAUAACUUGUCCUAAAGCCUUUCUCUCAUAGUAUAUUCUUAAUAGGGUUGUGCCAAUCUGUACAGUAUAGGUGGGUGAGGAGUGUUUUGUGUAUAUAUAUAUAUGUGUUUGUAUAUACACAUCUCAAAGCUUAUUUCCCUAUUAAAGUGUCUCUCUCUCCAGACCAUCAGUUCAACUCCAGAAGAAGUUAUACCUUUAUCUUGAGCUGUGUGUGGGUAGAAUUAAAUUCUUUUCUCAUAGUUAUUGUACAAAAAGUAAAGAACACCCUGAAGACUGCAUUCAUUGUCAUUGAGUAAUGAAGGCAUCUCUCUCCUCUUGAAAUCGUGCUGACCUCUUAGGCUACAGUAAACUGUGCCAAUUAAAAUUUAAAAACUGAACUAAAAGCCCUUUUAUGAUAUGACUAUUAAUUCACCAAGGGCUUUCGGGCUUCAGUGAUCCUGCAUCUAGAAAAGGGGAGGAGGCCCUUGGGGAGUACCCUGGGCAGCUGUGCCCCAGGGCUCACGUUCUCUGGAGCAGGGGUAGACACCUCUGAAAUUUCCACUCUAACGAUGGGAGCGAGACAGCAGCCGUGAGCCGGACCAAGAGAAGAGCAGGAAUGCGUGAAAAACAGCUGCUCUCCUUGGCCCAACUUUGUGAUUUAGCUCACUUUCUCUGCCUCCCCUCUAUCUUUCCUCUGCCACCAGAGCACGUCCUCAGAGGUAAUGUUCACCUCCCAGCCCCAAGUGGGCAGAUCAUGAUGGGGAAGAAACAUACAUACAGAAAGAACGUAAAGGUAUCAGACACUUACUUACUUAAGCUCUUUUCAAAUACCUGCAGCGUCAUCGUCAUCCCUAGCUUGUCCUCACACCAUCUGAGAGAGGCUAGGAUCCAGUGGUUCGCUACCUGGGCCCACGGUUCCAGCAGCUGGGUGUUGGGCUCAUUGAUUUUCCUCUGGGCAUGAUGGUCCUGCCACACAUCCUCAGAAUUUCCGGUGGGGAUGCCAAAAGAAGGCAUCUCCUGUGGCCAGUGGGUAUGUUAACUUUAUCAAAGAGGAAGAGAGGGUCUUUUAAAAUGCUUAUUUAUGGGCCCAAAGCAUACAUUAGACCUUUGAUAUUUUAAUUCAGCUUCAGUUCAUUAAAAACAACUACUAAUGAACGAUUUAAAAUAUUCUCAGAAAGGAUCCCUCCCCAAGAAGGAAUUAUUUACAACGGUUUUCCCUAGUUCUGUACAGUCCUGCCCUGUAGUGCAAGCCCCUUCUUUUAAAAUCUGAUGUCUGAGCUUUGAGUAUUAUGCUGAUUGUGGGUGAACAAAUGCAGUACUGUUUCCAAACUGCUCAAAUAUAUUCCGUAUUUCUCCAAGUCACCUGCCUAUUCAGCAUUGUGAACGGCCCUCACUCUUCCAGGACCAUGUGGAAAUCAUGCCACCGCUGUUACCCUCUUGUCAUCUAUGCUUAGUUCUGCAAAACGCCCAGUUUCCAAGUAAAUUAUAGGCACCUGUUGGAGAGAGAACAGUUUUUCCUUUCAAAAGGUGAUAUUUGAAAUGUACAUUAAUAAGACAACUUUACAUUUACAGCUUCACUUAAUGAGACAUUCUUUUUUUAUAAGUAUAUUUUUCUACUGAUAGUUUCAGAACACUAAUCUUAUUUUCACUCUGAUUUUUACCAUGUUUCUUUAAAUAUUUAUAAUGUAGCUUGUUACAAAAUAUUUUCAUGAAAUUACUUUUAUUAUACUGCUAUGUACACAUUUUUGGUAGCAAGCGUAGUUUAUGCUUUAGUACUAAAACAUGUUCUUUUACCUAACAGAAAACAAAUAUGGUUUGCUGUAUAUUUGUUAACAUGCCUGUAGUGGUAAGGAAUGGACUUGAGGUCCCAGGAGAUUUCAUUUUUAUUUUUGCUGGCCAGAUAUCAUAAAGGCUACGAGUAUGAAAAUCAUGUAACUUCCUAACCAGGUAUAGGGUAUGUUUAAGAAAAGUGAUAUCAAAUCCUUUGAUGCUGGACCCGAGGGGGAGAAAAAUUGUAGCUAAAUGUUGAUUUACUUAUAACUAGACAUCUAUGUGAGAAAAAUAUAAUAUAUGUAUACAUAUAUAUGAUAUGCAGAAGUCACUUUUAUUUAUCAGGCUUUAUUCUACUUGUAAAGCCACAGUUUAUUCGGCAGCAACUGGUUUUUGAUAAUGACAGACAAAUGCCCAGUGUGUGUUAUUUUUUCCAGCUACCACUAUAAUGACACACCUAAUCACUUACGUGCAUGCAACUCCUUGCCUUCAUAUCUAUGAAGCUAUUUAAAUAUGUUCACUCUACUUUGUCUGUAAUGCUGCUUCUGUUAACAGUGAUCUCUUCUUCCAUGCUUAUAUCUUCAUUAGCGCAUCGUAAAUCUGUCCAAUUGAGGCCUCAGGACCAUGGCAAGAUAUGCUAGACAGAAUUUCAUGACUCCAAAGUAUUUUACAGAAACACUUUUAUUUAACUAGAGAAACACUUUCUAUACCGGGUGGUUCACAAGCUAUAGGUUUUUUUCUAAAUAAGAAUCAGGUUUUUACAUUUCUUUACCUUAUUAUUAAAAUGAAAAGUGCCAUGCUUACCCUUUAAAGGAAAGACCUGAUUUGCUUUCUCUCUAUUGGGACUACUUCUGUGCUUUACUAAUCUUUCAACUAUCAGAAAAAAAAAUUAUACCAACAAUUUAGUAAUUUUGAGGCAUAAGUUAGUUAGUUUAGGUAGUGCAGGAUGUGCCAAACUUUCCCUUCAGAUUCCUUCUUCUCAGUCAGUUUGCACCUAAGAGAGUGUCAUCUGAGUGAUUGAUUACUCCGAAUUUUAACAGCUAUAUAGUCCCAAGAAGUAAAUCACAGUACAUGUCAGUCCUUUCUCAAUAAACAUAAUACCAGAGUGUGUUAGGACUUGUAUUGACCUUUUAUGGUAGAUCUGUUAAUAGGAAAAAAAAUACAUUGAAUCAAGUAGAAUUAUCUGUAUGUUAAAAUAGAACACUUACCUAGAGCUGGGUGGCCUGGAUCAUUCGUUGUCUAGCCAAUCCUGUGUCCCUGUGUUGUGUGACUUUGAACAAGGCACUCCAUCUCUCUGGGCCUCCAUUUCACCAUCUGUAAAACGGGGCUUGAAGUAGAUGAUGGCGGAGAGUCCCCCUGUUCCAUCCAGCAGCCUAUUACCCCUCUACUGGUCCUGCCAACAUGUUGGUGCUAUAUGCUGCUUCAAAUAUAGAAUUGGUUUGUCUAUUGUGUGUGCUCAUUUAAUAGCUUAUGAAAGGCCUUUUUGUUAUAUGGCUUUUUUUUCUAGUUUUAUGGACUUGAUUACUGUAAUAAUGUCUUGUUUAUAGCCAUGUAACUAUAAACAUACAUUCUCUUGAUGUCUCAGUAAAUUUGCAUUUGGUAUAUAGUUGAUGGAAUUGUUGUUUUAUAACAUUCUUUGACUACUCAUCUGUCCAGCAUCUUAUUAACCUAAACAUUGUGAUUAUUCUUUGGAAAUCUGUUCUGCAGAAAGAAUAAAAGCAUUUACUUGAUAGCUAACGUGUUCACAGAUUUGAAAGAAGUUUCAUUAAAGCACUGUUGCUCUCUUUACUGGA